Molecule: messenger RNA, 7256 nt
Organism: Coturnix japonica (Japanese quail)
Lineage: Eukaryota; Metazoa; Chordata; Aves; Galliformes; Phasianidae
Gene: KAT6B
Product: lysine acetyltransferase 6B
Biological process (GO): nucleosome assembly; regulation of transcription by RNA polymerase II
Cellular component (GO): chromatin; nucleosome; MOZ/MORF histone acetyltransferase complex
Molecular function (GO): transcription coregulator activity; DNA binding; histone H3 acetyltransferase activity
Source: RefSeq, a predicted model, not a curated record
GCGUCGGUGGGCGGGGCUCGGGGGUAGGUAAGGUUUUAAUGGGACUCCAUUGGGCUGUAAUCAGUGUCAUGUCGGAUUCACGUUAAGUACGACGGGGCGAAACAAAAUGGCGGCGUAGGUUGCACCUUUCUUUGUGAGGAUGUACUCCUGUCAUCAUGAAUGAAUCCUGUCUACGUUUCCGAUUUGGUCAAGUAAUUGGAAGCUUCAGUCAGCAGAUAUUCCCCUACCUUUUCUGACUCCUCAGGAUGGAUAUUUUUGAGAUGAAUCCAAGUGGUGUGUGGAAUCCUUUGGUUUGUGUUUGAGGUGUGAACGGCCUCCCAACGAUCUGCUGAAAGUAUAAGGAGGAACCUCUAUGGGUAAACCAUUACUGGUCAACCAUGGUAAAACUUGCCAACCCACUUUAUACGGAGUGGAUUCUUGAAGCUAUACAAAAAGUUAAAAAGCAAAAGCAGCGUCCAUCUGAAGAGAGAAUAUGUCACGCUGUUUGCGCUUCCCAUGGAUUAGAUAAGAAGACUGUUUCGGAACAGCUGCAACUUAGUGUUCAAGAUGGUUCUAUUCUUAAAGUUACCAAUAAAGGCCUUGCAUCUUACAAGGACCCAGAUAAUCCUGGACGGUUUUCAUCUGUUAAACCUGGCACUAUUCCGAAAUCUGUUAAAGGAUCUAGAGGAGCUUGUAAUGAGCUUCGUAACGUGGAUUGGAAUAAACUGUUGCGAAGAGCAAUUGAAGGGCUUCAAGAACCAAGUGGCUCCUCACUGAAAAACAUAGAGAAGUAUUUGAGAAGUCAAAAUGACCUAGCAAAUAUUUUCAACAAUCCUGCCUUUCAGCAGAGAUUGCGGCUGGGGGCCAAACGCGCUGUGAACAAUGGCAGAUUACUGAAGGAUGGACCUCAGUAUAGAGUGAAUUAUGGUGGCUUGGAAAGCAAAGGAGCUCCUAAAUAUUCCAGUGGUUUCCCAGCUUCUCUUCCACCUGUCAGCCUUCUACCCCACGAAAAAGACCAGCCACGAGCUGAUCCCAUCCCGAUAUGUAGCUUUUGUUUGGGAACAAAAGAGUCAAAUCGUGAAAAGAAACCAGAAGAGCUGUUGUCUUGUGCAGACUGUGGCAGCAGUGGACAUCCGUCAUGUUUGAAAUUCUGUCCCGAGUUAACAUCAAAUGUGAAGGCCUUAAGGUGGCAGUGUAUUGAAUGCAAGACAUGCAGUGCAUGUAGGAUCCAAGGCAAAAAUGCAGAUAACAUGCUUUUUUGCGACUCCUGUGAUAGAGGGUUCCACAUGGAGUGCUGUGACCCACCACUUUCCCGAAUGCCAAAAGGGAUGUGGAUUUGCCAGGUCUGCAGACCAAAGAAGAAGGGGAGAAAGCUACUUCAUGAGAAAGCUGCCCAAAUAAGGCGACGAUAUGCAAAACCUAUCGGACGACCGAAAAAUAAACUAAAGCAACGAAUGUUGUCUGUAACCAGUGAUGAAGGAUCCGUGAAUGCAUUCACAGGAAGGGGGUCACCUGGUAGGGGUCAAAAGACUAAAGUCUGUACCACACCUUCAUCUGGUCAUGCUGCAUCUGUGAAGGAUUCAAGCAGCAGAUUGCCUGUUACAGACCCCACUCGGCCUGGUGCCACCACCAAAAUCACCACCACCUCCACCUACAUAUCUGCCUCUACACUUAAAGUUAACAAGAAAACCAAAGGGCUUAUUGAUGGCCUUACUAAAUUCUUUACCCCAUCACCUGAUGGUCGCAGAUCACGAGGUGAAAUAAUAGACUUUUCAAAGCACUAUCGUCCAAGGAAAAAGGUCUCUCAGAAACAGUCAUGCACUUCUCUUGUGUUGGCUACAGAUACUGAAAUCAAACUAAGCAUCAAACAAGAAAAUACAGAUGUAUAUCUGGUGGGAAGCAAGGACACGGUUACGCAGGAGGAUUUGGACGUAUUUAAACAGGCUCGGGAACUUUCCCUGGAGAAAAUUGGGUGUAAAAACACUGGUGAAACAAGUGGGCGAUACCCUUCAGUGAUUGAGUUUGGAAAAUAUGAGAUCCAGACUUGGUACUCUUCACCUUACCCACAGGAAUAUGCAAGACUACCAAAGCUUUACCUGUGUGAAUUCUGUCUUAAAUAUAUGAAAAGUAAAAACAUUCUGCUAAGGCAUUCAAAGAAGUGUGGCUGGUUUCAUCCUCCAGCCAAUGAAAUCUACAGAAGAAAUGACCUGUCAGUGUUUGAGGUUGAUGGAAACGUGAGCAAAAUUUAUUGUCAGAAUCUUUGUUUGUUAGCUAAGCUCUUUCUGGACCACAAAACCUUGUAUUAUGAUGUUGAACCAUUCCUCUUCUAUGUUCUUACAAAAAAUGAUGAGAAAGGAUGCCAUUUAGUUGGAUAUUUCUCUAAGGAAAAGCUUUGCCAGCAGAAGUACAAUGUCUCCUGCAUAAUGAUCAUGCCCCAAUACCAAAGGCAAGGAUUUGGAAGGUUUCUCAUUGAUUUCAGCUAUUUACUUUCUAGAAGAGAGGGUCAAGCAGGAUCCCCUGAAAAGCCAUUAUCUGAUCUGGGUCGUCUUUCUUAUUUGGCUUAUUGGAAAAGUGUAAUAUUAGAAUAUCUUAACUGCCACCAUGAAAAGCAAAUCAGCAUCAAAGGAAAUAGUUGAGCUACUGGAAUGUGUCCUCAUGAUAUUGCCACAACUCUGCAGCAGCAUAGCAUGAUAGAUAAAAGAGAAGAUAGAUUUGUAAUUAUUAGAAGAGAGAAGCUGAUUUCAAGUCAUAUGGAGAAACUGAAAGCAAACCCGCGUAUUAAUGAAGUAGAUCCUGAAAGCUUGAGAUGGACUCCUCUGUUAGUUUCUAAUGCUGCAGUUUCUGAAGAAGAGAGAGAAGCAGAAAAGGAGGCUGAGCGUCUGAUGGAGCAAGCUAGCUGCUGGGAAAAGGAAGAGCAAGAGAUAUUCUCCACAAGAUCUAACAGUAGGCAAUCACCUGCAAAAGUACAAUCUAAAAAUAAAUAUUUGCGAUCUCCAGAAAAUGUGGCAGUGGUGGGGGAACGAGGGCAAUCCACAGAGCAAUCUAAGGAGAGCAGCGAGGAGGAUGGUGGGGAUGAGAGUCGGCAGAGUUCGCCUCCCCGGCUGACAAAGCCACAGUCACUGGCCAUGAAAAGAAAGAGACCUUUCCUACUGAAAAAGAAAAGAGGUCGUAAACGCAGAAGGAUUAAUAGCAGUGUUACAACAGAGACUAUUUCUGAAACUACAGAGGUGUUGAAUGAGCCAUUUGAUAACUCAGAUGAGGAACGUCCCAUGCCACAGCUGGAGCCAACCUGUGAGAUGGAUGGGGAAGAUGAUGACUUGAAGCCUGUGAUUAGAAAAACUUUUGAGUAUCAGUCUGGGCAGCAGAAACAGGAGAAGGAGGAAGAGCAGAAAAAAGAGGAGAAAGACAUUCAUUGCCUCAGGAGUGAUGACCGCUGUACAGAUAAUACAGAAGAUGUAGCUGUAUUGGAAGAAAGCACUAAAGACAAUCUUGAACCUUCAAAGAGUAAGCAGGGUUGGCCCAAAGGAAUUAAGCGUGGUCCGUCUAAGUGGCGGCAAAACAAAGAAAGAAAACCUGGCUUUAAGCUUAAUUUAUACACUCCACCUGAGACUCCUAUGGAGCCUGACUAUCAGCUGCUGGUGGAGGAACAAAAGGAAGUAGCUGAAGAUAAGCCUUGCCCAGUUCCUGCUGUUACAGAGGAAGAGAUUAAAGAGCCUGUUGAUGUAUUACCACCACCGGAUGAUGAGGUAAAAGAGGUAGAACCUGAACCUUUGCAUCCACCUGGUGAACCCUAUGAAAAACAAGAAAAUGAUGCAGUGGAACCUGGAGAGAAAGAAAGGAAUGUAGAAGACAGUGAAAUAAAUUCAAAAGAUCCAGAAAAAGAUAAACCAGAAGAGGAUUUUCUGCAAAAAGAAGAGUCCAUGCACUUGGAUGAUCAUGAUGAGGAAGAGGAAGAUGAUGAAGAACCUUCUCACAAUGAAGAUCAUGAUGCAGAUGAUGAAGAUGAUAGCCACAUGGGUUCAGCUGAAGUGGAGAAAGAGAAUUUACCUGCCGAAGCUUUCAAAGAAAUGUUGGAAACACAGCAGUCUUUUUUAGACGUAAAUGUUCAGACUGGUAAUUCAAAUCAGGAGGACUUGAUGGAUUGUGGCGUUGACCUUGCAGCUGACGAGUGUGAAAGUGACCAGAAAGAAGUAGCUACAGAUUCAGAUCCAGUGCCGGAAUCUGAUGAUGAUCAUACUGAAAACAACCAGGACCAAAAAGCUGGUGAAGAAUUACAUUCCGAUUUCAAGGGAGAGAGUAAUGAGACUAUGGAGAUUGAUUCUGAGACAGUUCAAGCUGUACAGUCUUUAACUCAAGAAGCAAGUGAACAGGAAGAUACCUUUCAGGAUUGUGCAGAGACUCAGGAGGCCUGUAGAAGUUUGCAAAACUAUGCCCGUACAGACCAAAGCCCCCAAAUGACCACGCUGGAUGAUUGUCAGCAGUCUGACCAUAGCAGCCCAGUUUCCUCCGUGCACUCUCAUCCCAGCCAGUCAGUUCGUUCUGUUAAUAGUCCAAAUGUUGCUCCUUUAGAGAGCAACUAUGCUCAGAUCAGCCCAGAUCAAAGUGCCAUUUCCGUGCCAUCUCUACAGAAUAUGGAGACAAGCCCAAUGAUGGAUGUUCCCUCAGUUUCUGAUCAUUCACAACAAGUUGUGGAUAGUGGCUUUAGUGAUUUAGGAAGCAUUGAGAGCACAACAGAAAACUAUGAAAACCCAAGCAGUUAUGACUCUACGAUGGGUAGUAGUAUCUGUGGAAACAACUCUUCACAAAAUAGUUGCUCGUACAGUAGCCUUACAUCUAGCAACCUAACACAGAGUAGCUGUGCAGUGACGCAGCAGAUGUCCAAUAUUAAUGGAAGCUGUAGUAUGAUGCAGCAAACAAGCAUUAGUUCUCCUCCCACUUGUAACGUGAAGUCUCCGCAAGGCUGUGUUGUUGAAAGGCCCCCAAGCAGCAACCAGCAGUUAUCUCAGUGCAGCAUGGCCGCUAAUUUUACACCACCUAUGCAGUUAACUGAAAUCCCUGAGGCUGGCAAUGCCAACAUUGGCUUGUAUGAAAGAAUGGGUCAGAGCGAAUUUGGACCAGGACACUACUCGCAGCCAUCGGCCACCUUCAGCCUUGCCAAACUGCAGCAGUUAACUAACACGCUUAUGGAUCAUUCUUUGCCUUAUAGCCAUUCUCCUGCUGUGACUUCCUAUGCAAACAGUGCCUCUUUGUCCACCCCCCUAAGUAAUACAGGGCUUGUUCAGCUUUCUCAGUCUCCACAUGCUGUUCCUGGAGGACCACAAGCACAGGCUACUAUGACUCCUCCCCCCAACCUUACUCCUCCUCCCAUGAAUUUGCCACCUCCCCUUUUGCAGCGUAACAUGACUUCAUCGAAUAUUGGAAUAUCCCACACCCAAAGACUGCAGACUCAGAUGGCCAGCAAAGGUCAUGUUUCUGUAAGAACCAAAUCUGCACCUCUGCCACCUGCUGCAGCGGCCCAUCAGCCCCAGAUUUACGGCCGUGCGUCACAAACUGUGGCCAUGCAAGGGCCCACACGGACCUUAACAAUGCAGCGUGGUAUGAACAUGAGCGUAAACUUGAUGCCAGCCCCAGCUUAUAAUGUCAAUUCAGUGAACAUGAAUAUGAAUACCCUUAAUGCUAUGAAUGGUUAUAGUAUGUCCCAGCCGAUGAUGAAUAGUGGAUAUCACAGUAAUCAUGGGUAUAUGAAUCAAACUCCCCAGUACCCUAUGCAGAUGCAGAUGGGGAUGAUGGGAACUCAGCCAUAUGCACAGCAGCCAAUGCAGACAGCACCCCACAGUAACAUGAUGUACAGUCCUCCGGGGCAUCAUGGCUACAUGAACACAGGCAUGUCUAAACAGUCUCUUAAUGGCUCCUACAUGAGAAGGUAGGCCCUUUGGAGUGACAGACUACCAAACUGGCGUAUUGGAUUGAUCUGCACAAAUAUCUUUUGGAGAGUACGAUUUCAAAACCAGCAAUUGGUGUGAACGCAAAAACAUUUGUUGGCACCAUUUAAAAGCUGUAUGCAGCAGAAAGCCUUAUACGAGUUUUUCUUUUUUCUUUUUUCUUCUUUUUGUUUGUUUGUUUUGCUUUAUCAUUUUGGGAUUUCUUUUUCUUUUCUUUCGGGGGGGGAUAGGGUGAUUUUCCAUUUUUCUGUUAAUUUCACUGAGCUUGAAAUUCUCUGGAAAGGAAGAACUCUUUCUAUGAACUGCAAUUACACAGCAGCUGAUGGUUCAGAGCCAUUUUAUGUGCCUGCUCCCAUUAAAAAUGCGGAUAAAUAGACUCCAAAACUAUCAGACAGUACUGAAUCUUGAGCUUUUCUUUCUCCUUUCCCCACGUGUAAAUGCCUUUUAGCAAUUCUUUUAUUGUAUCAUUUUGUUUCUGAAGGUGACACUUCCGCAUGCCGCUAAUGUCUUUGUUAGUGACAGUGCAUUUUGUAGUACUGUACAAGUGUUGUGCUUAACAGUAAGCCAUUUCUUAAGUUUUUUGCCUUGAUUAGGUUACCCUAGUUUGAGGGUAAAAAAAAAAACAAAACAAAACACAGAACUAUAUUUUUGUUAAUUAUAAAACUUGUAAAAAAAAAUAAUAAUAAUAAAAAAAAAAGCUGCGAAAGCUAUUCACAUUUUGGUUAGUUCAAAAGGUUUUAUUGCUGUAUGUUUAGUGUAAAGUUGAGACUCUUUUCCAUUUUAGUGACCAGUUUCUUUGGGGCCGGGGUAGGAAAAAAGGCAGCUUUCUGUUUUAUAAAUACUGUUUUGGGUUUUUGUUGAUUGAAACAUCUCAGUGUUUAUUUGUCGAGUUUUGAAACACUUUCAUAUAUGUCCAAAUACUUGGCAGGAUUAAAAAAGAAAAAGAAAAAAAAAAUAGUGAAUUUGGUGUAAAGUUGCUAUUUUAUGGAAAUGCCUCUAACUUUACAUUUUCAUUCCAUCUGUAGAUUUUUCUAUCUUUAUAAAAUAUUGGAGUUAUUUUUUAAGGGAAAAAAAAUAGAGCAGUAGCAUGUGAAUAGCUCAAACUAAGCUUACAGAUCGCAUGUAAAAAGGCAAAAGUUAUUUGUGUCUGUUUAUAUUGCUUCCUUUUUUGUAGCCUUUGUACCUGUACAGAGUGACUGUAAGGGCCGAACAGAAGAGGCUUGAUACAUGUAAAAAUAGGACCCAGUGACACUCUUGUAUUUAUCUGUUAUCUUUUUAGUCAGUCACUUAAAACAACAAAAGAAAGCAAACAACAACAGCAACAAAAAAAAAAAA